AUGGCUGGCGCCGAAAGCGAAAACGACGACUUCAAGUUCGUUAUGACUUGCCUGAAGCACACGGUAGAGAAGCCCAAGCCGAACUACGACGAGGUCGCUAAAGAGCUUGGUGCAAAGAAUGCGACUGCCUGCUACAAACGUCAUUGGAGUAUCCUCAAAAAGUGGGGUCUAGCUGGUAACAGUGGAAAGGGUCGCAAGCCUGCCGGAGAAACCACCACGAAGACAACCACUGCCCAAAAGCGCAAAGCCAACAACGAUGACAGCGGCGGGGACGAUAAACCCCCGGCCAAGAAGGGCAAAGCAGCUCCGAAGAAGAAGACAAAACUUCCGAAGGUGCAGGAAGAGGAAGCUGAAGAAGCUGCCGGCGAAGGAGAUGAUGAGGUUAAGGAGGCAAAGCCAGAAGAAGACGAAGAUUGA
Molecule: messenger RNA, 417 nt
Organism: Cladophialophora yegresii CBS 114405
Lineage: Eukaryota; Fungi; Ascomycota; Eurotiomycetes; Chaetothyriales; Herpotrichiellaceae
Exons: 2
Coding region: 1-417 (138 amino acids)
Source: RefSeq, a predicted model, not a curated record